GAAAAUCCAUUUUCUCAACAUUUUGAUAUCGAAUACGAUGCUGAUUUAGACGCCAUUACUCGAUUGAUCGAAUUCUCUCAAUCGUGCUCUCAGAGAAUACAUACUCGAUGUGUAAAUGUUUUGAUAACGGAUCACGCGGCUUGGAUUAACAGACGGAAUGAGACAGCGGAAUAUUUCGCCGGAAGUAAUACUAGCUAUGUAGGAUGUGACUGCGGUUUGAAAGGAACGUGUGACAGUACGGACAUCAAGUGCAACUGUGACGUUAACGACUAUAUAGAACGCUAUGAUGAUGGUAACAUCACCAAUAUGAACGACUUGCCGGUGAUUGGAUAUCGUUCUGGAGAUACUGGU
Molecule: messenger RNA, 351 nt
Organism: Lottia gigantea (owl limpet)
Lineage: Eukaryota; Metazoa; Mollusca; Gastropoda; Lottiidae
Exons: 1
Source: RefSeq, a predicted model, not a curated record